This is a messenger RNA of Episyrphus balteatus (marmalade hoverfly), 975 nucleotides long. RefSeq lists its product as uncharacterized. The coding region runs from base 459 to 920 and encodes 153 amino acids. Lineage: Eukaryota; Metazoa; Arthropoda; Insecta; Diptera; Syrphidae. The transcript has 5 exons. The record is from RefSeq and is a predicted model, not a curated record.
UUUUCUUAAGAAUCAGCAUUGCUGAUUUUGACUACCCUAUUAUAAACUCUUCCGAUGAUUUAGUUAAUAAAAUAAAAGUUAAUAACUUUUGGCAAUUAUUCUAGAUUAUUCUAAAUUUAUUUCCCCUCCCGCCUGGAAAGGACAAAAAUCUGAAAAAUAUUAAUACAAAAAUAAUAUAUGUACUUGAAGAACAAGUUGAUGGAGCAGAGUCAUGCCAUGCAUUUUAUUUUUUCUGGUCAAAGAAAAACCAAAAUAUCUUAAAAGGCAACACAUGUAAAUGGAAUCAUUAUUAUAUCUAAAUGAACUCGUAAAGAAUUUAUAAUAACCUGAAUUUUAAAUGACCUAGAUUCAGAGUUUCCACUUUAAAACCAGGAAACAAAAAAGGAAUAAACUUUUACAAUAUAAAACGCAAUGUAUUUUGUUGAAAGGAUUGAGUUUUAAAGUGACCACUCUUCAAGAUGGAGAUUUUAAAAAUAAGUUUUGUCUUAAUAAUUUGUAUAUUAGCAAGUGCUAAGUCUGCUUCAGUCAACGGAGAUAACAAUUUAAUACCUGGAUUGAAAGAUCCAAAUUUACCAAAAUCUGAAUCUGAGUUAUCAAAUUUAAUAAAAACAAGAUCUGGCGAUGGAGUAACUCAAUUAGAUCGAUUUUAUCGUGUUUAUGAAGAUGGAACAAUCGAGUUUAAAUUUGUGCUUAGCAAUGGUGUUGCCCAAUACCAAAAGAUAACUAACAAAGAGGUUAAUGGUAAAAUUAUUCAAGUCUAUGAAGGAUAUCAUUCAGAAUUACUUCCUGAUAAUACAUAUCGAACAACUUAUUAUAUUGCCGAUGAAAAUGGAUUUCGUCGCAUAAGAAGAGAAUUUGACACCAAACCACCAGUGCUGCCUCCAUAUGUUCCAUACGUGCCAAAAUUGAAAAAUUUAUAAUACCUUAUUAUCAAAAAAAUCUUAAAUAUUUUUGGGCUUGAACUAUUAUUGAAAU